This is a messenger RNA of Ornithorhynchus anatinus (platypus), 1955 nucleotides long. It is a transcript of the gene POLR1G, whose product is annotated as RNA polymerase I subunit G. The transcript has 3 exons. The record is from RefSeq and is a predicted model, not a curated record. Lineage: Eukaryota; Metazoa; Chordata; Mammalia; Monotremata; Ornithorhynchidae. Bases 298 to 1707 code for a protein of 469 amino acids. Gene Ontology annotation, biological process: transcription by RNA polymerase I.
UUAAAACUCCCGUGGAGCGAACCAAGCCCGGCAGAAUUGCGGGAGACGUUGGGUCUUCCUGGCUCCGAUGCGGAAGAGGGAGUCCCUAACCCACAUGUCAUCCAUAUGUUUUCGUAGGUCGACGCGUCCCCGGACGGUUACGGGGACAAAAAUCUCUUCAUCUCCUGAAAUACCGGUUUUGUCCCCCCCCGCUCCUGUUGAUAUGGACUCGUCCUUGCCGACGGGCUCCGCCCCCUUCGAUGACGCGUUUGUGGACUUCCGGCUCCCGCUAGGGGCGGAACGUGCACUUCUCGAGCCAUGUGGCUGCAGGGGUCUCCUGGGCCGCCCGCCGUCAAGAAGUUCGAGUGUCCCCCGGACUUCUCCCCCUCGGCGCCCCCGACCGACGUGCCAUUUUCGCUGGAGUCGCUGCAGUCACCGACCACCGAACUGUGGCUUAUCAAAGCCCCCGCGGACUUCGUUCCCGAGAGCUUGAAUGGGUGUCGAGUAUCACUGACUGGACUCAAAAACUUGAAGACCAAAGAUGGAAGUCGCCGUUCCUACCAGGUCCUGGGCAACCAGGGCAGCUUUGUGAGUGGUGGCCCCUGUCUGUUGGUGCCAUCUGCAGCCCGGGGACAACUGGUGUGCGGUCCAGCCCUGAAGGGCUCCCUCAACGUGUGUGAUGGGCCCCUGGCCCCACAGACUCCCUCUCAGCCUCUGUCCAUCCCAUCCCCACCCCCGCCUCAGAUACCACCAGGACUCCGCCAACGAUUCAGGGCAUUUGGUGGCAGUCCGCCUGUCCAGCUGAACAGGAAGCCCGGGGCCGUGGUGGACGCCGCAGACCCCAAGAGGAAGAGGACAAAGAAACGAGUGAGAGAGGCAGAGCUGGAGCUCAAACAAGAAGUUGAGUCCUGGGAUAGGGGUUAUGGGGUUCUCCCAGAUGGGCAGCCAGGCCUGGAGCCCCUAAGCCCCAAGCCCAAGAAGAGGAGGAGAAAACAGGAGCUCGAGGCCCCAAUUCUUGAGCUGCCUCCAGUAAAUAAGACAGAGCAGGAGUUCCUGUUGCAGCCCCCCUGCCAGCUGGAAGAGCCUUCCACCAAGAAGAGGAGGAGAAGAAAGGAGGAGGCCAGACCCCCAGAGCUGAAGCUGGACCCCUCAGUGCCAGAGCUGCCUCUGGGGGCCGAGAGAGUGUUGGAGCCCCUCUGCCAGCUGGAACAGCUCCCCACCAAGAGGAGGAGGAAGAUGAAGGAGGAAUCCGAGCCCCCGCAGACAGAACCCCCAGCGCCAGAUCUACCUGUGGGGACUGAGGCGAAGCUAGAGGCCGGGCCCUUGUCGGAGCCCUCCUGCCAGCUGGACCAGCUCCCCACCCAGAAGAAGAGGAAGAGGAGAAAGGAGGAGUCCGAGCCCCUGCUACCUGUGCUGCCCCUGGGAGCAGAGGCAGAGCUGGGAGCCGGGCCUCUGUCAGAGCCCCUGCCCCCCUGCCAGCUGAACCAGCUCCCCACCAAAAAGAGGAAGAGAAAGGAGGAGUCUGAGGCCCCAGUGCUGGAGCUGCCUGGGGUGACCGAGGCAGGGCUGGAGCCCCUCACCAAAAAGAAGAAGAGAAAGGAGGAGGCCAACUCCCCAGUGCCAGUGCUGCCCCCCGAGGAGGCUGGGCCAGAACCCCAGCCCAGGUCAGAGACCCCGACCCAGCACCCCACCAAGAAGAAAAAGAAGAAGCUGAAAGAGGAGAAUUGAGGAGGAGGAGGGGCACUGGGAACAGGACCAGACUAUAGUGCCUCCUCCUGCCCACCCUCUGCCCCGGUGAGCACAGAAGCAGAUGCAGGCAGUGGCACAGAUACACAGUUUAUUGGACGCACCACAGGUCACAGGGGACUACCGGGAUCCCUUCAGGAACGGCUCGUGCAGGGUAUCGAAGAGUCGCCGGGCCUGGAGUGGGGAGGACACCGUAGACGUUAUUAAAUGGCGGUAUUUGUCAGGCUGAA